This is a messenger RNA of Morchella importuna, 681 nucleotides long. RefSeq lists its product as uncharacterized. The transcript is spliced from 3 exons. Bases 1 to 681 code for a protein of 226 amino acids. The record is from RefSeq and is a predicted model, not a curated record. Gene Ontology annotation, biological process: regulation of endocytosis. Gene Ontology annotation, cellular component: endosome. NCBI's taxonomy places the organism in Eukaryota, Fungi, Ascomycota, Pezizomycetes, Pezizales, Morchellaceae. Gene Ontology annotation, molecular function: GTPase activity; GTP binding.
AUGACACAGCCCUGGGACUACAUCGCCAAAGUCGUCAACAUCGGCGACAGUGGCUGCGGCAAAUCCUCCCUCACAAUCCGGCUCUGCGAAGGCCGCUUCACCCCCACACACGACGUCACCAUCGGCGUCGAAUUCGGCUCCCGCAUCAUCCCCUGCGACCCCACCUCCACAUCCCCCAACCCGCCCAAAAUCAAGCUCCAAAUCUGGGACACCGCCGGCCAAGAGUCCUUCCGCGCCAUCACGCGCUCCUACUUCCGCGGCGCCACAGGAGCCCUACUAGUCUACGACAUUACGCGGCGCGACACAUUUACGCAUGUCCAAGGGUGGCUCGAGGAGCUGCGGGGCGCGGCGGAGCCGAACAUCAGCAUAAUACUCGUGGGGAACAAGAGUGACCUGGCGGAUGAUGGUGAGGGGGGGGGAGGGAAGAGGGAGGUGGGGGUGGAGGAGGCGAGGGAGUGGGCGAGGGUUAAUGGUGUGAAGGCGGUGGUGGAGACGAGUGCGAAGACGGGAGAGGGCGUGGAGGAGGCGUUUGUGGAUGUGGCGUGCGAGAUUUAUCGGAAUAUUAGGGACGGCGUGUAUGAUCUGAAUGACCGCAGUCAUGGCAUAAGGGCGAACUCGAAUACGGCGAGGGCGAGCUUGAGUAUGGAUGAGACGGUGAAGGCGAGGGGCGGGUGCUGUUAG